GGAUGAGCCGCAGCGCGCCGCCGUCCGCCCGCACGUGUGGCCGCGCAGCGCCGGGACGCGGCCGCGAUGUCCGUGUCAGUGGCUGCCAGCAACCUGCCCAUGCGGCUGCUCCGCAGGAAGAUUCACAAACGCAACCUGAAGCUGCGGCAGCGCAACCUGAAGCUGCGAGCUGCCGACGGGGCAGGUGAGGCAGCAUCGCAGGCUCUCCCGGAGGAGGAGGUGGAGGAGGCGGUGACGGCCCCUGAGGUAGAAGCGACAGCCGCCGGAGCGGCCUCGGAGGGUGCGGAGAGUGGCGGCCCCCGCGGCGGGGAGGAGAGGAAGAGGAAGAAGAAGAAGAGGAAAGCGGCGGCUACUGUGGAAGGUGAUGCAGAAACUAAGAAAGCAAAAACUGAAGCAGCUGAACCUGUGGAGGUAGAAGAUGAAGAUAAGGAGGAUUCUGGAGAGAAAGAAGUGGAAGAGGAGGAGGAUGAAGUGCCCAGUUUACCGCUAGGCCUCACAGGUGCUUUUGAAGACAAUUCUUUUACUUCUCUGGCUGGUCUUGUCAGUGAGAAUACACUGAAAGGCAUAAAUGACAUGGGUUUUACACACAUGACUGAAAUUCAGCAUAAAAGUAUCAAGCCACUUUUGGAAGGCAGGGAUAUUUUAGCGGCUGCAAAAACAGGCAGUGGCAAAACACUCGCGUUUCUUAUUCCUGCAGUAGAACUCAUCUACAAGCUAAAAUUCAUGCCUAGAAACGGAACGGGUGUUAUCAUUCUUUCUCCUACUCGUGAGCUCGCUAUGCAAACCUACGGAGUUCUUAAAGAACUCAUGAAUCACCAUGUGCACACCUAUGGUCUGAUAAUGGGGGGUAGCAACAGAUCAGCAGAAGCCCAGAAACUUGGAAAUGGCAUCAACAUCAUUGUAGCAACACCAGGAAGACUGCUGGAUCAUAUGCAGAACACUCCAGGUUUCAUGUACAAGAACUUGCAGUGUUUGGUAAUUGAUGAGGCGGAUCGUAUCUUGGAGGUUGGAUUUGAAGAGGAAAUGAAACAGAUCAUAAAACUUCUACCAAAGCGCAGACAGACGAUGCUUUUUUCUGCCACACAAACCAGAAAGGUUGAAGAUCUGGCAAAGAUCUCUCUGAAGAAAGAGCCACUGUAUGUUGGGGUUGAUGAUAACAAGGAGACAGCAACAGUAGAUGGUCUCGAACAGGGGUAUGUGGUGUGUCCAUCUGAAAAAAGGUUCCUUUUGCUGUUCACAUUCCUCAAGAAGAACCGGAAGAAGAAACUAAUGGUGUUUUUUUCUUCAUGUAUGUCAGUGAAGUACCACUAUGAAUUACUCAACUAUAUUGAUCUGCCUGUUUUGGCCAUUCAUGGCAAACAGAAACAAACGAAACGUACUACAACAUUUUUCCAGUUCUGUAAUGCAGAAUCUGGAAUACUGUUGUGCACUGAUGUAGCUGCCAGGGGAUUGGAUAUUCCUGAAGUUGAUUGGAUUGUCCAGUACGACCCUCCAGAUGAUCCAAAAGAAUAUAUUCAUCGUGUUGGUAGAACUGCCAGAGGCAUAAAUGGUCGAGGACAUGCUCUGCUCAUUUUACGACCAGAAGAACUGGGCUUUCUUCGUUACCUAAAACAAGCCAGGGUACCACUAAGUGAAUUUGAAUUUUCUUGGUCGAAAAUUUCAGACAUCCAGUCUCAGCUGGAAAAACUGAUCGAGAAGAACUACUUCCUUCACAAGUCAGCCCAGGAAGCAUACAAAGCUUAUAUUAGAGCUUAUGACUCCCAUUCUCUGAAGCAGAUCUAUGAUGUCAAUAACUUGGAUCUUCCCAAAGUCAGCCUUUCAUUUGGGUUUAAAGUUCCUCCGUUUGUUGACCUCAAUGUCAGCAGCAACCGUGGCCGAAGACUACAGAAGAGAGGUGGAGGUGGAGGUUUUGGUUACCAGAAAUCAAAGAGUGUCCACAAAGCUAAAAUCUUCAAGCACAUUAGCAGGAAAUCAGACAAUCGUCAGUUUUCUCGUUAAUCAUACAGUCAUUGAAAUGACUUGCAGCAUUGGAAUAGACAACCUAGAUCAAAACCAGCUGGCAGUUACUUCCCAUUUAAAGUGCUGUAUUCGUGGGGUUUAUGGUUUUGUUUCUGGAAAUGUAUUUUAUCUUUCAGUUCAGGAAGAUUCUUUGGAAGGGUGACUAAAGAAGGAAAGGGAGAAUACAGCCAGUGAAUUUCACCAUACACGUUGUAAAGAAGAAGACAGUUGAAUUACCUUAGGUCAAUACUAUAGAGGGUUUUUUUUAUUAAAGAAAGAAAAAAUACUCUCAGGUUUUAUAAAGAA
Molecule: messenger RNA, 2304 nt
Organism: Colius striatus (speckled mousebird)
Lineage: Eukaryota; Metazoa; Chordata; Aves; Coliiformes; Coliidae
Gene: DDX18
Product: DEAD-box helicase 18
Exons: 14
Coding region: 67-1998 (643 amino acids)
Biological process (GO): maturation of LSU-rRNA from tricistronic rRNA transcript (SSU-rRNA, 5.8S rRNA, LSU-rRNA)
Cellular component (GO): nucleolus
Molecular function (GO): nucleic acid binding; RNA helicase activity; ATP binding
Source: RefSeq, a predicted model, not a curated record